This is a messenger RNA of Recurvomyces mirabilis, 987 nucleotides long. RefSeq lists its product as uncharacterized. Lineage: Eukaryota; Fungi; Ascomycota; Dothideomycetes; Mycosphaerellales; Teratosphaeriaceae. Gene Ontology annotation, biological process: protein quality control for misfolded or incompletely synthesized proteins. The coding region runs from base 1 to 987 and encodes 328 amino acids. Gene Ontology annotation, cellular component: endopeptidase Clp complex. The transcript has 2 exons. Gene Ontology annotation, molecular function: serine-type endopeptidase activity; ATPase binding; ATP-dependent peptidase activity. The record is from RefSeq and is a predicted model, not a curated record.
AUGCAGUCUACUCUUCGAGCCACGCGCUCGCAUAUCCUCCGAAAUGCUCGCUACCAGAACAUCCGAACACUAUCGACACUCCCACCCUUCCCACCAACCCACAAUGCCAUGCCUGCGCGACCACCCACUUCGGCCCUGCCAAUGCCCUUUGUGACCGAAACCGUAGGCGGCGGCUGGCACACCUACGACAUCUUCUCUCGCCUCCUGCGCGAACGAAUCGUCUGCCUGAAUGGCGAAGUAGACGAGACAACUUCGGCAAGCAUAGUAGCACAACUCCUCUUCCUCGAAGCCGACAACCCGAAUAAACCUAUCAAUCUCUAUAUAAACAGUCCCGGUGGAAGCGUCACGGCUGGCCUAGCGAUAUAUGAUACGAUGCAAUAUAUCCAGUCUCCCGUCUCAACAAUCUGCCUCGGCCAAGCAGCCUCGAUGGGCAGUCUUCUCCUUUGUGGUGGCGCACCGGGCACACGAUAUUGUCUACCACACAGCAGAAUCAUGGUGCACCAAGUCAGUGGUGGAUAUCAUGGCCAGGCAUCCGAUAUCGCUAUCCACGCCAAGGAGAUCCUGAGAGUGAGGGAGCAACUGAACAAGAUCUAUCAGAACCACUUGACGCCCAAGGAAGGCGGCACGAAACCUUUGGAGGAGAUCGAGAGGGUGAUGGAGAGGGACUUCUUCAUGAGUGCGAAUGAGGCGAAGGAUUGGGGCAUUAUGGAUAAGGUGCUUGAUCGACGACAGCAGGGUGGUGGAGGGGAGCUGUAUGUUGCUGUGAUGGUCUGGGAGUGUCUGUUCCGAAUCACGAUACCAAGACUAGGACGAAUGCUUACAGCUGAAUCUUGUCAGCAACCGUUCCGGAUCAAGGAAGUAUCAUUGCCUGGCUUUGAACGCAUUUUACACGAACCAACCAUGGUGCCUGUUGUGUGCAGACAAGCGUAUGAAGAGAGACUCCCGGCGCCUAUCGCCGCUACAACUGGACAGAUCGACCUCCAUUGA